This is a messenger RNA of Cavenderia fasciculata, 405 nucleotides long. RefSeq lists its product as uncharacterized. The record is from RefSeq and is a predicted model, not a curated record. The coding region runs from base 1 to 405 and encodes 134 amino acids. Lineage: Eukaryota; Evosea; Eumycetozoa; Acytosteliales; Cavenderiaceae. The transcript has a single exon.
AUGAUUAAAAUAAUUAUUCUAUUUUGUCUAUUUUCAAUGAUCUUUGGAUCACCAACUAUUGCUGAUGAACAACAAGUAGUUCCAAAGUCAAUUUAUAUCUACCGAUCCGGUGUAUUUGGACCAGCUACUGAAGUUACUUUUGGUAUUGAACAACACCUUGCCAACGGUCAAAGAAUAAGUGAUGACCUUUACUACCAAUUACUGAAUGCUCUAAAGAAUGAAUUCCAAUCAAUCCCUGACGGUGCAAAUUAUAGACCUGAAACUCCUAUUACUGAUCAACAUGAAUUCAGUGCCCAUUCAUAUCAACCCACCAAGAAAUUUAACUGGUCUCAAGCAGCCAAAAAAAGACCUCAUCUCCUCAUUCUUUUAGAAGAACUAGUUGAAAGAUAUGGUGUCUUGGCUUAA